This is a messenger RNA of Dentiscutata heterogama, 174 nucleotides long. The record is from the annotation of a GenBank genome assembly. NCBI's taxonomy places the organism in Eukaryota, Fungi, Glomeromycota, Glomeromycetes, Diversisporales, Gigasporaceae.
AUGGAAAAAAACGAUGUGAUUAACAAAAAUUAUAAUAUUAAGACGGAAAGUGCAAAUCAAGAUGAUUCUGAGAGUAGAACAACAAAUGUUACUAAUAAUAAGUGCAUUUUAUCUGUGGAUGAUGAUUAUAUAAAGAACACAUUGAUUAGCAAGUUACAGAAUCUGGCUAUUUAA